AUGACUUGUACAAAGAAAAUACAGAAAAAAAGCAAGAGUGACCAAAAAUUUACAGUUGAUGAGAAUGAUCUUCCCAAUUCAAUGAAGACUAUUGAUUGGCUUCCCAAUGAUUUGAUUGUGGAUAUAUUAGGUCAUGUUGCUGCUACAUCCCUUUCUGAUUUCUUCAACGCUAAACUAAGUUGGAAAUUGUUCAAUAGAUUAGCCAAAGACACUGAUGACUAUAUGCACAACAAACUAUCACUUGAUGAACUUUCUUGUCACCCAUUGGACCUGUAUUUGUGCAAGGAAGCAACUUCCCUCUUUAUGAAGUGCCUAAAGAAUCAAAAUUCAGAAGCUAUGUAUCGACAGGGUGUGGUACGCACAUAA
Messenger RNA from Humulus lupulus (European hop), 366 nucleotides. RefSeq lists its product as uncharacterized. Bases 1 to 366 code for a protein of 121 amino acids. The transcript has 2 exons. The record is from RefSeq and is a predicted model, not a curated record. Lineage: Eukaryota; Viridiplantae; Streptophyta; Magnoliopsida; Rosales; Cannabaceae.